This is a messenger RNA of Malania oleifera, 1237 nucleotides long. Its product is annotated as dof zinc finger protein DOF3.4. The transcript has a single exon. Lineage: Eukaryota; Viridiplantae; Streptophyta; Magnoliopsida; Santalales; Ximeniaceae. Bases 297 to 1028 code for a protein of 243 amino acids. The record is from RefSeq and is a predicted model, not a curated record. Gene Ontology annotation, molecular function: DNA binding; DNA-binding transcription factor activity. Gene Ontology annotation, biological process: regulation of DNA-templated transcription.
UUUCACUCUCUGGAACUCCAUAUAACCCUUGCCCAACACAAAAUAUGUCUGAGGCCAGACCCAGAGGCCAGAGCUAUACCCCCUGCCUCUCUCUCUCUCUCUCUCUCCAUAAAAACCCCCCAAGCCCCUCCCAAACAACCCAAUUGGAUCCACCUCCCUCUCCUCAUCCAUCUUCAUCUUCAAUCAUCUUCUUCAAUUCUCCACUGAUCAAGUUAUAUUCCUCCUUCUACCCCAACCCCUUAAUUCCAAAUUAAUCCAACGUACACCAACCCAAUCACUACCAUUCGCGGCCAAAUAUGCCCUCAGACACCGGCGACCGCCGACCCACAAAACCCACUACGGCGGGUCCUCCUCCGCCGGAGCAAGAACACCUCCCCUGCCCCCGCUGCGACUCCACCAACACCAAGUUCUGCUACUACAACAACUACAACUUCUCCCAGCCCCGCCAUUUCUGCAAGUCCUGCCGCCGCUACUGGACCCACGGCGGCACCCUCCGCGACAUUCCCGUCGGCGGCGGCACCCGCAAGAACGCCAAGCGCUCCCGCACCGUAUGCGCACCCUCCUCCUCCUCCUCUGCCGCAGCCGCCGCCGCAGCCUCCCUCGACUUCAACCACCCUUCGUUACCCGCCGCUCCCCUUUUUAUAUCCCUCGCCGGCCAAGGGUCGUCGGUGCCGUUCGUGGGCUGCGACGGCAAGCCCAACAAUCUUAACGCCUACGGGAGCUUCACCUCUUUGCUAAAUACUCAGGGGCCCGGCUUCCUGGCCGUGGGCGGGUUUGGGGUCGGGCUUGGGCCCGGGUUUGAGGAUAUGGGCUUUGGUAUGGGCAGGGUGGGUUGGCCGUUUCAGGGAAUUGGAGACGGUGUCGCCGGCAGCUGCGAUGGCGCUGGGCUCGGGGGCGGCGGUGGCGGAGCAAAUCUCAUGGGGAACACGCGGCAGUUCGAGAGUGGGGAAGCUGGGUUUGUUGGCGGUGGGGAUUGUUUUUCUUGGCCGGACCUCGCUAUUUCCACUCUCGGAAAUGUUCUGAAAUGAUACAUAUUGGUUUUCUUUCUCCUAAUUUUUUCCUUUUUGUUACUAAGAGUAGCUUUAAGGUUUUCCCCUUGACGGGAGGAAUGUUAUGAUUACUUAGGUAUGGCAAUUAGGGCGAGCGCUCUCAUCUUUUGACUUCAAUGCAUGCCUCUGUUCGCCGAUGUGUUGCUGACAUGGCACAAUGAACAUUAACGUACCUCUUGUUUCGCUGA